CCCUUGUUUGUGCAUGUUCUACUCAUGCAACAAGGGGUGGUUCAGUUAUUUCAGAAAAUUGGAUUCACUGACAUGCUUUUGUACUAAUUUUUUGUAAAUAAUUAAAUUAGAAAUAAUUGCUAGAAUCACACUAGUGCGAUGUGUCCCACCAUAACAAAACAAAGUUGAUGGAGAUUGAUGGAAAAUUUUCCAAAUUCGAAGAAUUAAAAAAUGGGCUGCAACACUAGCAAAGAGACCGUGCCGGCUGAAGGAGAGAACAGGGCACAAAAGGAGAAUGAGGAGAAGGAGACAAGUGAGGGAAAAGAAGACACGAAGCCGGAAUCUGCCAAAACUGUGACUUUGUCCAACGGUGGUGUGCUGGUUUCGAACGAACCGACGAAAGAUCCAGGUCUCGAGGACGCAGCUGUGAAAAUUCAAGCGGCUUUUCGCGGUCAUCAAACCAGAAAAAAUAUGAAACAGCCUGGAAAACAUGAGGAGACUGAACCCACUCAACAAGAACUCGAACAGGAAUUCAGAUCCGACGAUCACGAACUGUGCCACGCAGCUACAAAGAUCCAGGCGUCUUUUCGAGGGCAUAUGAUAAGAAAACAAAUGGAGAAAAAGGAAGAUGAGACGGAUCCUUCCCAACACAAGAAAAAUGAGGAGGAAGAACUAGACAUAGACCUUUCAGAUCCGGACUUAAAUAAAGCCGCUGUGAAAAUACAGGCUUCGUUCAGGGGUCACAUGGUUCGUAAGGAAAAUGAAAAUGAACCAAGUAACUAAACGAGAACCACAAUCGUUGACAUAUUUGUUCGUGUUUGUUAAAACUAUACAAAUUAAUCUAUUUUGAAUCGUUAUUAUGACAAAUGUUAAUUAAAACCACGUAAGACGUCUGAAGAUUAUAUUUAUUAGGGAUUUCUAGAAGUAAUAAAUUGUCCUUGCAAUGUAGAAUAACUUUGAUUUGUGACAUACCUCAGUAAUUAAUUAACAAUUAACCAAUGCAUUUCAGGGUUUUAAUUAUACAUGUGAGUUUUCCAAUUAGUAGAUUUUAGAACACAAAAUCAAUUAACAGCGUUGUGAACAAAUGUACACGAGAAAAGUGAGUGACACGUUCGAACAGACGCAACUUUUGUGUUGAAUUUAAAAAUUCAGCCGACUUUUUACACAGAAAUGCAACCAUUUAUCACUUAUGUCAUUUAAAUAAAAACAUAAAUUUAAAAAAGUGUGUCCAUUUUUUGAGCCCCACUAUAGGGAUCCCAGUUAUUAUCAGUGAUACGAGAUCAAUUAAAUUAGGGCAAAGUUGCUGCAAGUUUUAUACUAAACAAUUAUUAAAAGAAAUGUGAUAUAUGAUUUUAGUUUUUGUAAUACGUAAUUUUCGUUUUUAUUUUUUCAAGCAAAAACCAAAAAAACUAGACGUUUUUAACUAGGACGUUCUUCAGGCACUUUUCUACAAGGCAUCUAAAUCUGUCAUCAUAUUUUCCAACUUUGGUUUUUCUUAUUGAAGCCACAUUCACUUUAUACAAUUUUCAAAAGCGUUUUUAUUCCUGAUUACAACGAUGGAUCCCAUGAUAUGAUCGUAUCUUACAUACUGAUCAAAAUGGAGAAAAAACCAUUUUUGCGAAGAGUGCUUUGGAAAAAAACGUCAACAAAACAAACUAGAUUUUAGAGGUUUAUUUCAAUUUGGUUUUGGAAGGACCACAUUUCCUCCGAGCUAACCUAUUUAAAAACUAAACGACAUGAUAAGUUAGAAUUUUAUUAUUCGCAGAACAAAACAAGGCAAAGUUCUCGCAUAUUUAUUAGAACUGUCAAAAUUUAGUUUGUUGUUAAACAAAUAUAUUUGACGUUUUUCCAAAGCACUCUUUACAAAAACGUUUUAUUCCUAAAAUUAAUUGGCGUGUGAGAUUCGAUCAUAUCAUGUGAUAUAUCAUUGUAAUUAGAACAAAAAAAAAACUUUCAAAAAUACAAGUAUCAAAUAUGACGUCCAAAAGAAAAACUAAUGUUUAGUGUUGCAAAUCUGACAUCACGAACGUCUUGGAAAAGGGUCAGAAAAAUGUCCUACGUAAAAACGUCUAGUUCAUUUAAUUUUCGCUUAGAAAAAUAAGAACGAAAAUUACAAAACUUUGAUUUUUUUCAAUAAUUCAAAAACUGAAAAUAACUCAUCAAAUUUACUUUGAGAUAAUUGUUCUGCAUAAAAAUGCGCAACUUUUCCCUAAUUUAACCAACCUCUCGUAUGGUGGAGCUUGAAAAACAGACACCCUGUAGAUCAUUGAAAAAAUAUAUCAAAUGACGGAUUUUCAAAUUUCUUACAGUAGUAUGUAAAAAAAGGCAUUAAAUCAAAUACAUACAAAUAAAAUAAGUAAACUGGAAUCAAACCCAGAUUUUUGAGAAAACUAUGAAAUUAUUGAAAUAUAAAAUUAAAAUAAAAUUACGUUACUACUAAUAAAAUGUCGCCAAACUAACGACAUAGUGGGAUGCUAUUUAUAAAAAAAAAUCCUGGAAAAUGUGUCAUUCAUUUUGCUCCACCCUGUAGGUAUACAAAAAAAAAACAAUUAUUAAUUUAAUUUGGAAAUUAUACUGCGUGUUAGGAAAUGGUUUAGCAAUAAUUUAAGGGUAAAUAGAGAAUGGCAAGACAAAUCGAUUCAGCAAAAUUUAUGUAAAUCAAAAAUGCAUAGUUUUCUCAAAAACUCGUUCUGAAAUUAAAGUCCUAAACUUUGAGAACCGCUGAACUGGAAUUAUAAAAAUUAGCAUAAAUUUUAAUAUUAUUGAGAAAAUGGAGGUAAAUUAACUUCUUGGUCCACUACGUUAUUCUUCUAUUUCAACUUGUGUUUUGUGAUUAAAUUUUACAAAAAAAAAAUUAAAAAAUUUUGAACAUGUUAGCUACAAUUUUGAAAAAUUUUCAAAACGCUCAUGCGCCACCCUCUAUUGUGUUUAAUAAAAAAAUUAACUACUAAUAAACUACCAUAAAUCGUACAGUGGCUCUCAACAGGUGGGUUAAUAAAAAUUUUUGGAAAAAGUACGCACUUUUUGGAAAAAUGAUCUAAGGGUAUUUAAAACUCGUCUGAUCAUGACAAAUUCACAUAAGAAAUAUUGCUAAGCCAUUCCCUAACACCCCGUAUUUGUACAAAAUCGUUGCAUUAAAUUAAACUUCUAAAAAAUACUUUUCGUAUUUUGAUCAAAAGAUAAGCCAUGUUUUUCCCUUGAAGUAACAAAGACCGGAUCAAUUUUUAUUGUUGUAAUUUAAACGCAGUGAAAAUUAAUUUUGCAGUUUCAGUCAUCGUUGAAACAAGAAUUUAAACGUAAUAAUUGCACAUACAAGUCUCAAAUUUUAGUGCCUAUAACACUACGACACUUAUACCAACUCAUGUAUUGUAUUUUAAGGAUUGUAUAAAAUAUGUGUAAAUUCCUUCAUUUAUUGAUCAAUCCCGUCUCUGCGUCGGGUUGAUCGCAUAUCUCGAUGAGUUGAUCCAAUCUACUGUGCCCUAUUUAUAAUUAACUGCCAAAUAUUUGCGUCUCUACUCCUCGAACUUGUCCCAGUUUUAAAAUGCAUUAUGUGUAUCUAUUUUAAAGAUGUGUAAUACGUGUCUUAACUUAAGCUCCUAGGAUAAACCUGACCAGCAUUUUAAGCUGUUUGAAAGCAUGGGUUAAUUUUUAAUGCAAAAUAUAACAAAAUACCUAUUAUUCUGUCGACGAUGAUCUCCCUCAGAGCUUUAAAGUAUUCAUAAAGUACGUGAGUUUUAAAAAUUCCACUAGAUGUAAUGUAAACAUCUGUAGAUAUUUCAACACUACUUGUAUUUACUGAAACAUAUUGUAACAAAAUUGCAUAGAUGCUCCUAAUUUAGUCCGUUGAAACAUCUACAGGAUAAUUUUUAAGAUUUCCGUUUAAAUAAGUUAACAAUAAGUGUUCAGUCUCUGUACUCGGAAGAAGGACAUUCAUUUUUAAAUUUACUAUCAAGAACAGAAUUCUUCUAAAAGUGAGUUUAAAAAUAAUGGUUUUGGCUUAGUACAGCCGCAUCAUAAACUUGGCACACGACAUAUAAUGAAGCUCUCGAUGCUUAUCAGGGAUAAAAGGAUGGGUGUGUCUAUCUAUUGUAAUAUGAUUAAGUUUUCUUCACCACAACAUGCGAUGAAUGCAAUUACGUAUCGAUAAGGUAAAUUACAGUUGCAUGCUAAAGUAAUAACACACACAAUUAUGUGCUAAGUUUGUUUGAUGUUGGUUAAAUGGACACUGCAAGUAUGUUCGCUAAUAACUAUAACAGUGUUAUUAAGUAAGUUUGAGUUUUUGUAAGUAGAUAAACACCUAAGGUAGUUUAAAAGUAUAUGAUUCUUAAUUAUUUAUUUAUUAUAUUGUGUACAAUUAACCCGCUUAUUGAAUAAACAUUUUUAAAAAUAA
This is a messenger RNA of Tribolium castaneum (red flour beetle), 4369 nucleotides long. It is a transcript of the gene igl, whose product is annotated as igloo. Gene Ontology annotation, molecular function: calmodulin binding. NCBI's taxonomy places the organism in Eukaryota, Metazoa, Arthropoda, Insecta, Coleoptera, Tenebrionidae. Gene Ontology annotation, biological process: regulation of growth. The transcript is spliced from 5 exons. The record is from RefSeq and is a predicted model, not a curated record. The coding region runs from base 211 to 762 and encodes 183 amino acids.